AUGCCAUUGCACACGGUCGCGCUCGGAGCGGCCCUGACCCCUACUGUCCUGCACACUCUAAUCAAUCAUUAUCUCCAUCGCAAAUCGCAUCAUAACAAACCGACCGUCCAUAUCACUUAUGACGAAGGUAUCCAGAUCGUCCGUCAAUUCCUAUACUACGCGUCCAAGCAUCCGGUCGAGGAUAUCCAGGCGUUCACCCGCCAGUGGGUUCCAAGUCCCCAUUGGGUGAGAACAGAACCCGUCACCAUUCCUGACGAGUGUCUAUCGUCGGCGGCAGAUGUUCUUGCCAAACAAUUGGGCCCUAGGGGUCUCGUACGCGUCGGCGGCGAAAAGUGGUGGCAAUGGCGCGGCCCCGCGGAGGACCUCAAGGGAGAGUGGAUCGAGAUGCGGAGUCAUUAUAAUGAGCUGAAGAAGGCGGACCGGCGCUGCAACCGGAUCAUGCUCUAUAUCCAUGGAGGUGCCUAUUUCUUCGGCAGUGUCGAUACCCAUCGCUACAUGCUACAGCGUCAUGCCCGCAAGUUGAAGGGUCGUGUUUUCGCGCCGGACUACCGUCUUGCCCCCCAAUUUCCUUUCCCAUGCGGCCUGCAGGACUGUAUGGCAGCUUAUUUGUGGCUGCUCAAAUCAUACGACCCAAAAGAAAUCAUCCUGGCGGGCGACUCGGCUGGAGGCGGUAUGGCCUUAUCAUUGCUGGUGAUGAUGCGGGACCAAGAUAUUCCACUUCCAGCGGGUGCGAUUCUGAUCUCUCCAUGGGUUGAUUUAACACAUUCGUUUCCAAGCAUUGUUGAUGAUAACCCGGGCGAUUACAUCCCUCCAUAUGGAUUCAGGUACAAGCCUUCCUCCGCCUGGCCCCCGCCCAAUGCCGACGAGAUCCUAAAAAUCAAGAAGCUGUCCCGUGAGCAAACCUUCACGGAGAAGGAUGUCAACGCUGCGAUUCCAACGGCAAACAGCUCGGCGGCGGAAACAGCUGUCCGUGGAUACACGCUACAUGAGAACAAGAUGCCAUCCGAAGGCCAUGCCUACCCGGGCAUGCAGGAGAAUCCAGAUCCUGGUACUGUCAGUGCCGAACCUGAUAACAUCCAUGUUAUCUUGGAAGGCAAAACGGUGGAGCUUAAGGACCAAAUCCAGAUGUAUGCCACAAAUCAGCUCAUCUCCCACCCGCUUGUCUCGCCUGUCCUUCAACCCUCCCUUGGUGGCCUACCGCCACUCCAAAUUAUCAGCGGCGGUGGAGAAACUCUUCGCGAUGAGCAGUUCUAUAUCGCGCAUAAAGCGGCGAAUCCGACUGCGUAUCCGCCCGGGGAUGUGUAUCUGAACGAGUUUGAUCCAGAAAAAGAGACCUUGACCAAGUACCAGCCAACAUACGUCCAGCUCCAGGUCUGGGACAAUCUAUGCCAUGUGGCUCCCACGCUGAGCUUUACCAGACCGGCCAAGUACAUGUUCCGUUCAAUCUCCCAGUUUGGAUCCUGGGCUCUCGCUCGUGCUCAAGAGACUGAAGUGGACAUUAUGGAUGAAAAUAUCGUGUCACCGGUCUCAUCGAGCGGCUCAGAUGAGACAGACAGCCCUGGAGAUCUCGCAGGCCCCAGAAAACAGACAUUUCCAGCAGGCAUAUCUGUCGGCAAGGCAGGAGAUCCUCUACCUGCAUUUGAUCAGUACAUGAUACGCCAACGAGUAGAUAAGCGUGGACACCUCUACCAUCUGGACCCACCUGCAUCGUAUCCAGUCCUGAAUAUACCACCAUCAAAGAUAGGUGCAAUCAACCCGGAUCUCAUCAGAAAGUGGCUUGAUGCAAAACAUGAAUGGGAUACCAAGUUUGCCAGAGAGAAGCUUAAGGUGCAGGUUCGACGCAUCAAGGAAAUGGCCCACGGAUUCCAGGACUUUGAUGGUGAAUGUCCCCCUCCAAGCUCUUUGGCCGCUCGUCGUGCGGCACCAGGCGUCCUACCCAAGUACCAUGCAAAGAAGAAUUAUGGAAUGAUGCUUUGGAGCGGUUGGGGCAGCAAACACGACGAGCGGACCAUGGAGAAGGAACGAGAAGCUGAAAAAUCAGGUCGCCCCUCGACGCGUGCGAGCGUUGAUGCUGGACAAGCUGGCCAGUAUUCGAGUUCGCCUUUGAAGAACCAGGAACGGCUAGGUGCCCCUGGCAACCGUAAAUCGCAGCCUACCACCGAUAAAUCUUUACCAGGUAGUUCUGAGGCCCUUACUUGGGACACUGCGAGUGAUUCAAAGCACACUAAUGGAGAAUUCGCGACGGGACGACCUUCUGAAUCGACUUCUCUCCGUCCGAUGUCAGAAAAGAGUGCCGGGCCUAUUCUCAUCCUACCAGACGUGGAUAACUUGAAGCUCAGAGAUGAGAAUGCCAGCACAAGGGCUCUCUUUCAUGCUGCGGGAACCCUACCGAUGACGUCUGAUCUCUCCCUUCCGUAUUCGAAAGGCCGACCGUCCUCUGUUGGCGGCUCAGUAGCGGGAAGAAGUGAAUUUGUGUCUGAAGCUGGGGAAGAUGCUGCUAGUACCGUUGGCGGCGAUAAGGAAUCAAUUGCAGUGAACGGGAUCGCAGCUGAUUCAGUCAGCACUCGCGCUGUCCUAAGCGCCAGGGGUGUGGUUGGCAUCGUCAAGCCUAGUGACAACAGUCGUACCUCCACUGACACUUCCUCUGUGCAAGCAACUAUGCCAGAUGUAGAUGCCAUAUCAAUCGAAAAGGACAGCCGAAACUCGACAUCGCAUCGACCAGACAUGCCCAACAGGGAGGUUUUCAAGACAGCCGAGGAGGGACUAUAG
Penicillium macrosclerotiorum is the source of this 2769-nucleotide messenger RNA. RefSeq lists its product as uncharacterized. Gene Ontology annotation, molecular function: hydrolase activity. Bases 1 to 2769 code for a protein of 922 amino acids. The record is from RefSeq and is a predicted model, not a curated record. Lineage: Eukaryota; Fungi; Ascomycota; Eurotiomycetes; Eurotiales; Aspergillaceae. The transcript has 2 exons.